Betta splendens (Siamese fighting fish) is the source of this 3650-nucleotide messenger RNA. RefSeq names its product TCDD-inducible poly(ADP-ribose) polymerase (gene tiparp). Lineage: Eukaryota; Metazoa; Chordata; Actinopteri; Anabantiformes; Osphronemidae. The record is from RefSeq and is a predicted model, not a curated record. Gene Ontology annotation, molecular function: zinc ion binding; NAD+ poly-ADP-ribosyltransferase activity. The transcript is spliced from 7 exons. The coding region runs from base 448 to 2583 and encodes 711 amino acids.
CUCGCCCAGAGGAAAAGUGGUGUAGUUGAAGAGAUCUGCGCUUUCUGCCCCGUUUGUGUGCCGCAGUGCCUUGUGUAUGUGUGUGUGUGUAUAUAUAUAUGUCUAUAUAUGUGUGUGUGUGUGUGUGUGUUGAGUCGAAUGCAGCCUACGUGCAGACUUGCUCGGGCAGCGAUGUGUGAGCAGCACGUAGACGGCGGGGGCAGCGUAUCGGACUCCCGUGAUCAAAAUACACGGUCCCGGGAGAGAGAGCGGUUUUGUUGUAGCGAUGAUUUUAUCGCUCGCGCUCGGAGACGCGGCCGUAAUUGCGGGCAUGACGUUAGCGAGGCACCCAAGACGCCAGAAUAGCCGAAAAGGACGCCUCGCUUCUGCUUUCACUCGCCUAAUCCGAGGCUGCUGACUCGAGUUCCCUACGGCGAGAUUGGGACGGCCGGGCGUUCGGCGGAGAACAUGGAUAAAACUUUGCGCGUUCUCCAGAAACCCGCAGAGCGCGUGCCGACCGGGAUCCCGCUGGGCGUGAGCCUGAACAUGGGCGAAGGGGACGAUUUCGCGGAGCGGCAGAUCGUGGGGCUCCCGGACAAGAUACCUCUGGUGAAGCCGUACUUCAAGAAGCAGAAGCAGCGGAAGCUCGAGGCCAAAUGCGUCCACCGCGCCCUGGAGGACCCCAUACUGACCACCCUGCUGAGCACGGACGCGCUGGUCUCCGGGGAUGGGGUGUUCGUUCCCCGGAGCCAACCGGGCCGGAGCCCGGGCAACCUGUGCGCGGCGGCCGUGGUGAAGCAGAGCUGCAUGGGCCAGGUGUGUCUGAAGGACCAGGGGGCUGCCGACGCCGCAGCUGGAGCCGGAGUGCCGGGCUUGAUGGCCCGGGACGGGGACGUGGAAAUAGCCGAUACUACUGCGGAGCUGGAGGAGACGGAGCGAGCCAAGAUCCCCGAGACGACCCCCGACGGGCCCUGCUUUCAGCUGAAGCCCGGCCUCACAGCGACUGUAAAACCCCCUGGCGGGGAUAUACCUCCCGUAGCUGCACCACAGGCGCCUCACCAAGAGGGGCCAAACAAAAGCAAUGACCUCUUAACCUCUGGGGCGAAACCCCUUCCAGUUAAAGACUGCCUCGGAGUCCGGGACCCCCUGCCCCUCCUGCCGCCGCCCGACAAAGCAGUGCUAUUCCAGGAUAAAAGCGAAGAGGCCUCCUUGGACCUGGUGUUCGAGCUGCUCACGCAGCUCCAGUACCACACGCACCAGUCGGACUCGGUGGACAUCUGUGUGGAUUUCCUCCAGGGACAGUGCGUGUACGGCAGCGACUGUGCCCACCACCACACGGUCCUGCCGUACCACUGGCAGAUCUGCCGGAGCAGCAGCCAGACGUGGCAGAGCAUAGCGGACGACUCCCAGGAGCAGCUGGAGAGACUGUACUGCAACCCGGACAAUGAACAAGUCAGGCUCAAGUUUCAGAGCCGAGUGUUUACCUUAGACUUCGGGGCCAUGCGAGCGUGUGACCUGGAGUUUGACCGCGUUCGACGCCUGUCUACCCCCGCCAGCCCUCUGCCCGCGCCCACCGCCAGCCCCACUCCCACCCCCAGCUGUCACACGGUGUGGAAGUACUACUGCAGGGACAACUUUGGCUGGAGGGAGUACUCCGAGCCGGUGGUGAAGCUCAUCGAGGAGGCCAGUUCGCGGGGCCUUAAGGAGGUCCGAUUCAUUACUCUUCAGAACCAGUAUAUCCUCAAUAUCAGGGAGGGCUUCCAGCAGAACGCCGUCUUUGGCUUCAGGCGUCAGAUCAAGAAGCGGCCCAUGUUCAUGUCCUCUGUGAUGCUCACGCCCCAUCUUCAGACUUUAGGCGGCCUCUCUUCGCCCCCGCUCCCCUGUUCCUCCUCCUCCUCCUCUUUUUCUUCCUCCUCCGUGGACCUCUCCACGCCGCAUCCCCUCUCGCCGACCGCCGCCAACCCGCCCAGCCUGUUUCCGGAGACGUGGCUGCCCAUGACCAUGAGCCAGGACUUCCUGCAGGUGCCGGUGUCGCGCGAGGACCGCAGCUACCGCACCGUGUACAGCCUUUUCCACAAGACGGUGUCGGAGACCAAGUUCAGGAUCAUGAAGAUCCUGCGCGUGCAGAACCCCUUCCUCUGGGAGAAGUACAAGAGGAAGAAGGAGUACAUGUCCCGGCGCCUGUCCGAGCUGGACCGCGUGCUGAGCGAGCGCCACCUCUUCCACGGGACCUCGGCCGACGUGGUGGACGGCAUCUGCAAGCACAACUUCGACCCGCGCGUCUGCGGCAAGCACGCCACCAUGUUCGGCCAGGGCUCCUACUUCGCCCGCAAGGCCGUCUACUCCCACAACUUCUCCAAGCGCUCGCCAAAGGGAGUCCACUGCAUGUUCCUGGCCAAAGUCCUCACGGGCAGAUACACAGUAGGAAACCCCUCCAUGCGACGGCCUCCGCCCAUCAACCCCCGCGACCCUUCCAGUGACCUUUAUGACUCCUGUGUGGACAACUGGGUGGACCCCCAGAUAUACGUCAUCUUCAACGAUGACCAGAGCUACCCUUACUUUAUCAUUUACUACGAGGAGGUACCCAACGUUGUCGCCGUCUGAACCCCCCGGAUCAGACCUGGAUCUGGAUUUGUUUGCAAACACUUCCUCAAAGUUCCUUUCUGGUCUGUUAUGGUGACGGAGCAGCUUCAGAUGCUAAAUUAACUGGGACCCGCUGCUGUAACUGGACUGGACUGGACCUAAAUUCGCACAGCUGCUGCUCAACAACAGGCUCAAAUAAAGUAUGUGAACCAUUUGCUGAUAAACCGAUCCAGGUCUGCGGUUAGCUGGAGUCCAGUACACAACGGAGCGGUGCGGACCGGAACGGGGGAAACGCAUCGAUUAGCAGAGGACGGCGCCGGUUCCAUCCGGCGUUCAGAGGCGGAUGACGGCCGACAACAGCUGCAACAAGGUUGACUCAGCUCGCACACCGCUCUUCGUGCUUAGCUCCAGACAGACGUGGAUUUAAAUAGCUGAUUAUUGCGAAUGCAGGAAAAAAAAACCAAAUCUAGGCCCUUCAUGAUUUUGCUGUAGAGCUUUGGCUGUGAGUGAUCUCCACAUCAGGACGCUUGGCCUCCUGUCCGUACUGUGAACGACCAAAUGAUUUCCUAUUCCCAGUCCGAGGUUUCCAUAGCGACGCGGCCGACACGGAGCCCCCUCCCAAAUCCUUCUCCUACACAACAGGUUAAUGAGUGUUUUCUUCAAGUGUAUGUGUUGCGUGUUUGAAUCUUUUUCUUUCAUGGACAUGAACGUUGUGGCCUCUUCAAGCAGACGAUGGACGCGGGUGUUCGGUGGGACUCCUCUACGGACUGUGAAUGUCCAGGCAGACGUUUCACAUGAAGCCAGUGAUGUUCCUGUUUCGUUUUCGUUCCUUUCGCCUUCUGCGCACACCGCCUCGGUUCCUCGCUGGGGUUUGAAUAUUGUACAGUUUAAUGCCGCGACGCGACGCUGCGGCGCCGACGGAAACAACUCUGGAGCUCAUUUCUGAGACGGUAGACGUGUUCGAUUGAGACAAACUGUACAGGCGUUCUCUUUGUUUAUAUUUGAGCUGUGUGCCUUUUGUUCAUAAAAAUGUUUAUUUAUGUUAGUUUAAUGUAACAUUGAUUAAAUAAAGAAACUAAAAGAGAAAA